CCGCUUUUGGUUUCAAUCUGCGAGCUGCGACCAUGCAUCACCCCAUCACUCGAUCACUCGAGCCUCCCAUCACCCAGAACAUCUUUCCUUUGCACUGCAGGUACUAGUAGCUAGACACAAGCAUCGUCACAACCAUCAUAGCAUCCUGUCCAUCAAUCAAUUCCACCAUGAUGACACUGUUGUUGGAACAGUAUCCCGUUGCCAUUGGUCUUUUUCUACGGCUGUUCUUGGCAUGGCUGCUACCCUUUCUGUUUGAUACCCAUGGGGUGGUCCCGGGCGUUGCGUACACGGAUAUUGAUUAUCACAUCUUUGUGGAUGCCGCCAAUCAUGUUCGACAAGGAAAUUCUCCCUAUGAUCGGCACACGUAUCGCUAUACUCCCUUUUUGGCAUCCCUAUUGGCACAACUGCCACAUCAUGACAUCCUUAGUCGGUUUCUGUUUUGUGUCGCCGAUGCCUUAUGUGGUUGGAUCAUUCUAAGAUAUCGACAGCAAAAACGUGAAGAACGGCAACAACACCAACAGCAUUCAAGAAUACAAGAACAACAAUCAGCAGCAGCAGUAUCCAACAGGAUGCUUUCUCCACGACUGCAAGAUGCCCUUUGGUGGCUCUACAAUCCACUGGCCAUUAAUAUUUGUACGAGAGGAUCUUCCGAGAGUUUUCAGGUCCUAUUGCCAGUACUGGUCACUGUUUCCAUUGUCACAUUGGACAGCAAUAGUAUUAGCAGCCAGCAACAACAACAACAAAAGUCGUGGCUACUGGCAAUCCCCGCGGGAGUUUGUCACGGUGUGGCCGUCCAUUCCAAACUCUACCCCAUCAUUUAUUCUCUCUCCUUCAUGACCUACUUUGCUGCUCCGCCCAUAAUACGAGAUUCUUCUACUACAGCAGUGUUGGACAAUACCGCAACCAUCUUGUAUCGACUGGUUUCCUUCUUUCUAUCAUGGGCCAAACGAUUGUUGACACCGGCUCCAAUCGUCUUUUUCAUCACUUUUAUGCUCACGUUUGUGGGACUCACGUACCUGGCAUACGAAUGGUACGGACCCAUUUCCCUGGAAGAAGGACUCUUGUACCAUUUAUCCCGCGUCGAUCAUCGACACAAUUAUUCCAUGCAUUGGUACUGGAUCUACCUCGGGCGAGCACGACCGGAUUUUGCACAAAACAUGGCCGUCAUUGGCAAGUUGCUCUUGUUGCCACAACUGGUCCUCUUGGUAUACACCAGUCUGGCACUGGCGCCUACCAAUCUCGGUUUGGCACUCUUUGUGCAGACGUAUCUGUUUGUGACGCAGAACAAGGUCAUUACGGCACAAUAUCUGACAUGGUAUCUGUGCUUGCUGCCACUCUGCAGCGAUUCCUUUGGCACGACCCCGCGACUACAAUGGAGUUUGGCAGGACUGGCACUGUCGUAUGGGAUAUGGCUGGGAUCGGCCUAUUGUUUGGAAAUGCAAGGAUGGGCCGUGCAUCGACUGGUAUGGAUCGCUUCGGUGGUCUACUAUUGGGCCAAUAUUAGUGUCAUUGCGGCAUUGCUAAGCUCGUAUCAGGGAGGGAAAACACAGCAACAGCAACAACAGUCCAAAGGAACGACUACAAAGAGCGGCAAAGAGGAUUGAAUGGGAGUGAUUGAUUGAUUGAUUGUAUUAGAAGAAUAGACAGUGGAACAAGCUAGGGUUUUGUUUGUUUGACGUGAGAACAAGCAACAAGUCAUCCAUUCACUUGUUGGAAGCAACAAGGGAUGACUGCGUUGGGGAAUGCAGUAGUCAUCUGCAAGGGCGUUGCAUUUUUAGACAGAAACUGAAGAGGCGAGGCCCAAAGUCUCUUGCAGCCUGGAAAGAAUAAUAAUAACAACCCAGGAAUCAGACAAAUCAUCUGCUCCUGUAUGCAUUCCUGGAAUUCCUAAACAGUAACUUCCAUCCAUCCUUCCACAAUGACAGGUGCACUCACCAGAAGUAGUCUGCAAAUUCAAGAAGGAAAACAAGAUCAGGAGGUCGCAGAACUUGCAGGCACUGAGGCCUUCAGUUCAUCCAGUUUCUGCUGAGCUUUAGUCUUGGCAACAGCAGUCAGAUGUUUGUGGCGACAGUAUCGAAGUGACUUCUCCAACCAACGGAUGGAUUCCAUUUUAUCCACAUUCAAGCCAUAUUUUCCCUUGGCAAAUGCUAUUCCCAAUUUAUAGGCCGCAAAGUCUGAUCCUUGGGAUGCUGCAUCAGUAAGGUGGAAAAGUCCAGGUGAUUGUUGCUUGGUCACUCCUGCCCCAUCUAGAUAGCACCAACCCACCAUUGCUUUGCCUUUGACAUUCCCGGCCUCUUGAGCUUUCUUGUACCACUGAAAGGCCAACUUUUUGUCUUUCUUGAAACCCUCUUCACCGUCUCUAUAUUUGAUUCCUGCCAAAAACAUUGCAUUUCCAUUGCCUGAUCCUGCCCAUUUCAGCAAUUCUUCCAUUUUCUUCUUCUGUUCCACCUUUUCAUUCCAGUUGUCAGCCAAAUCCCCAUCAAUGACUCCAGACUCCACCAACGUCUCAAUGGUAUUGCGGUGCUGAAUGGCUGGCAGUAACUUUUCGCCCAUUUUUAGGUUGGUGACUGGAGACUUGAGGUCCCGAGGAUGGUUCUUGAUAUGCUUCUCGAUACAUUCACGCUCAUAGACUCGUCCAUCCUCAGCUGUCACAGGAUCCCAGGGCAAUUCCCGACUGAUUGGACAGAUCAAAUCACCUGCUGGGGAUUUCUUGAGGCGCUUGGAAGGUGGUUGAGUUUCUUCCACGUGAUUGUUGGAUAGAUGGAAUGAACGACUCACUCGUUGGCGGCUAUUUCUGCCUUUCCUUGAUGAUGAAAGAGUUCCACUGUACCUGCUCGAAGAAUCAGGGCACCGGGGCCAAAAAAUAUGGAACCCGGGGGACAUGGUGUCCGCAUUGGUUUCUGACUUGGACAUGUUGGGAUUGGAUCGGCCUGGCGAUACGACGAUACUUGAAUUUGAGCCGCCUAGUAGAAAAAGCUGGCGCUCACACUUGCUUGUAUUGGUUCUUGUAACGUACUGCUAUGCUGUUUACGUGGGACAAAUGCCAGAACUAGUAGCCUGGCUUGGUUCCUUUCAAGUGGAAGUGUCGGCGUUGAACAACCUUCGUUUGUUCGUUGCCUCGUCAAGUCGAUUUGUCCGCGUUGAACCUUCGAACGUUGGUUUGUGUCUUGAUUCGAUUCU
Seminavis robusta is the source of this 3180-nucleotide messenger RNA. NCBI's taxonomy places the organism in Eukaryota, Bacillariophyta, Bacillariophyceae, Naviculales, Naviculaceae. The record is from the annotation of a GenBank genome assembly.